AGGAGAGGCAGCACCAUGCUGGGUCCCCACCUCUCACCUCCACCCCUGGGACCCAGCGAAGACAGGCCUACUUCCUGCACCUUCCGGAUCCCUGAUGGGAGCUACAAGUGUCUGGCCUUGGAGGCUGAGGAGAGCAGCAGCGAGGAGGGCCUGCAGGGAGAGGCAGGGCUCACGAACUUGGAUGAGGACAGCGUGGCCAGCAGAAAUGGGGACGACUCUACCUGCAGAGUCACCCAGGGGACACCAGAGCUGCCCAAUACCCCGGGCCUCCAAGCACCCAGCCCUUCCAGGAAAGCACAAGGGCAGUCCCAGCAUGAUAACAGGGCCAGCCAGGACGGGGACACGGUGAAGGCUCGGCCUGUGAUGACAGUCAGCCCCAGUCCCAGCCCCAGCCCCAGUGCGGGGCCCAGGGUUGCCCAGAAACCAGCACUGGGCCACAGCACGAGCCCCACUGAGAAGGAUCUGAAAGAGGCCAAGGCCCGCAGCCAGCAGAUCGCGGCGCAGCUGACCACCCCGCCCAGCUCCAACUCCCCAGGCGUCAGGCUCUUCAACAGGCGCCGACAGAGGGUGAACCAGUUCACCUUGGAGAACCUGGGCCAGAGGGAACGGAGGCCCAGCCAGGAGUCCCUCAGAGCGCCCCCUGCUAGCAGCCCAGGCUAUGCCUUGGGGCUUGGCCUGAGUCCCACCUCACUCCCUGAGCCAGGUCCUCCAAGGAACACCGACAGCCAGAGCCCUGACAUAGGGGUCCCUGCCCACAGCAUGGAGGGGUGCUCAGAGAAAGCCAGCUUGCUGCGGCACCUGGAGAAGGUGGCCAGUGAGGAGGAGGAGGUACCCCUGGUGGUUUAUUUGAAGGAGAACGCGGCCCUGCUAACGGCCAAUGGGCUGCACCUCUCCCAGAACCGAGACGCCCAGCAGACCCCACCAAGCCCACCUACGGCGGAGGUCCACAGCCCAGCUGUGGACGUCAACCAAAACCUUUCCUCACUCAGUGCCACCCCCAACACACCAGCCUCUAACAGCAGCCAUAGCCUGCCAAACGCAGAUGUCAACCAGAACCCACCGGCAGCUGUCACCCCGCAGAGCCUGCCGCUUUCAAACAGCCAGCAGCCCUCCGAAACACAGCUCCCUCCCGAUGGCAUGGCAUCAGAGGCCAAACCCAGCCCCCCGUGUGCCGGCGGGCAGCCCCCAGCACCGGCCGCAGAGGUGAAAUGCAGCACACUCCUCAUUGAUAAGGUGUCAGCCCCACCUUCCACCUCCACCGCCUUCUCCAGAGAAACCACCCCCAUCUCCAGCUCUGGGACCCCAGCUCCAGAUUUCAUGUCCAGCUCCCUGCUCCUCGAUGUGCAGCCCAGUGUCCCAGCAGUGUCAGCAGAGCCUGAGACAUCUGCAUGGGCAGCCCCGCCCCCGGCCACCAAGCUCUACAGUGAGGUCCACUUCACACUGGCCAAGCCCCCAUCAGUGGUGAACAGGACCGCCAGGCCCUUUGGGAUCCAGACCCCAGGGAGCACCAGCCAGAUGGAACGGAGCCCUAUGGUAGAGAGACGACAUCUUGGGGAGAAGGCCCCGGCUUCCCAGCCCCCAAGCAUGGCAGACAGGAGCCCUCGGCCACAGAGACACAUGAUGUCCCACAGCCCCAUGGUGGAGAGGAGGCCCAUGGCACAGCGAAGCCCUGCUUUGGAGAGGCGCCCCUUGGGGAACUUCACCCCACCCCCCACCUAUGCUGAAACCUUGUCCACGGCCCCCCCGGCUUCCCGGGUGAGGUCUCCCCCAUCCUACUCUGCCCUGUACCCCAGCUCCGACCCCAAGCCCUCUCAUCUGAAGGGCCAGGCAGCUCCUGCCAGCAAGACGGGCAUCUUGGAGGAGUCGAUGGCCCGCAGGGGCAGCCGGAAAUCCAUGUUCACCUUUGUAGAGAAGCCCAAGGUGACCCCGAAUCCAGACCUGCUGGAUCUGGUACAGACGGCGGAUGAGAAGCGGAGGCAGAGGGACCAGGGCGAGGUGGGUGUGGAGGAGGAGCCCUUUGCCCUGGGGGCCGAGGCCUCCAACUUCCAGCAGGAGCCAGCACCCCGGGACAGGGUCAGCCCGGGGGCGGCUGAGGAGGUCCUCCCAGAGUGGGCCUCAUGCCUCAAGUCGCCGCGCAUCCAGGCCAAGCCGAAGCCCAAACCCAACCAGAACCUGUCCGAGGCCUCUGGGAAGGGGGCUGAGCUCUAUGCCCGCCGCCAGUCCCGGAUGGAGAAGUAUGUCAUCGAGUCCUCAGGCCACACCGAGCUGGCCCGCUGCCCUUCACCCACCAUGUCCCUGCCUUCAUCCUGGAAGUAUCCCACCAAUGCUCCAGGUGGCUUCCGAGUGGCAUCCCGGAGCCCAGCUCGGACCCCACCCGCCUCCCUCUACCACGGCUACCUGCCCGAGAAUGGGGUCCUGCGCCCCGAGCCCACCAAGCAGCCGGCCUACCAGCUGCGCCCGUCACUCUUCGCCCUCUCGCCCAUCAAGGAGCCUGUGAAGGCCUCUCCGAGAGCCGCCUCUCCGAGAGCUGCCUCGCCCGCCAAGCCAAGCUCCCUGGACCUGGUGCCCAGCCUGCCCAAGGCUCUCCCGACAUCCCCGGCCCUGCCUCGACACUCCCGCUCCUCUCCGGGCUUCUACACCUCCCCAGGCCAGGACGGCCUCCAGCCCACGGCUGUGAGCCCUACCUACAGCAGUGAUAUCUCCCCCGUGUCACCCUCCAGGGCGUGGUCUCCCCGAGCCAAGCAGGCCCCCAGGCCCUCCUUCUCUACUCGGAAUGCUGGGAUCGAGGCUCAGGUGUGGAAGCCUUCCUUCUGCUUCAAGUAACGGGCCCUGCACGGAUCCCACUGCCUGCCAGGGUCCCCUCUCCGAGGGCUGGAUGGAGAGCAGAUGUGGCUGGAAGUGGCACAGAGCUGAGGGUCAGGAGUAGGGGGACUCGGGGCUCAAAGGCUGAUGCUGCCACCAGCUAGCUUUGUGACUUUGGGCAAGUCACCUCCCCUCUAUGGGCUGCAGCUGCUCCUUCUCUGCCACAAGAGUCAUUAGACUCCAUGUCUGAAGGAUCUGCAGUCCGAUACCAUAUAGCGGGGAGGGUCCAGAGAGAGAACUCCCUUGGCAGGCCGACAUGAGGCCGGGGGGCUUCCUCUGGCCUUGGUGCACUGUAGGGAUGACAGCGUCUUGCUGGGGAAUGGCCUACAAGGGGACCCUAACAUGGGCUUCUGGAGCAAACAGAGCCUGCCAGUGCCUCUGUGCAACUAGCCAGCCAAGGGUCUGCCUCCUCAGCUACCCCGGCUCCUGGCGUCUUUCUGCCUGUCGCUGGCUUCCUACCUGCACAGGUCUGUCUCUUCCACCUCUGCCUUCCGGACACCGUCUCCUCUCCGCUGCUUGAGAGAGCUUCGCCUCGGGCUGCCACGUUGUCUCCUCCCGUGGGUUCUUCGGCUGGAGGAGGACUUAGCCUGCCGCUGCUAUCUGGCGCUUUCCUUCCUGCCCCUCUGCUCACCUGCUCCCAAGCCCCCCACCCCCCCCAAACACCUGGCUCCGCUUGGAGGGGGCUAGCUAGAGCAGUUCACCCCAUACCCCACCUGGCGUGUGAAGUCCAGGGAGUCCCUGAGAGAAGGGGAACCCCGUAUAAGAAUGUGCAGAUGUGAGUGUGCAGUGAGAGAAGGCCCCCCCCACCCCUGCCGGCAAUGUAUCUAUUGGCUAGUUUGGCUUCAACGGCAGCCAGGAGCUGCCCAACUGAAAGCAGCUAUGGCUGUGCAGAGGAAGGGGCCCCAGAGGAGAGGCUAGAGAGGAGGGUCUGGUCCCAUCUCAGCAGGCUCCCUUUCGUUGUAUGAGGCUAGCCAAGUCACUUUCCCUUUCUGGGACUCAGUUUUCUAAUUUAUAUAGCCAGGGCCCCCUUCCAGCUGUGACAGUCUUCAAGGAUUGAGGGGAUAGGCUGGUGCUUUGGGAGAAAGGCCUUGUAAGUGAUAAGACAGUCCCCUGGGAAGAGAGGGGGAGAGAAUGGGCUGUUGUCAUAGAGCUGCUGGAGAUGAGAGGUCUGUAAGGGCGUCCUGGGAGGGUGUGGCUGCAAUGAACUGCUUCAGGAAGCCAGGGGACCAGAAGCCUAGGCUGGGAUGACACAGGCUCAGGGUGGCCUAGAGACGGUAGCAACACGGUGAGGGAUUGGGCAGGAGCCUAGCAGCUCAGUGGGACAGUGGAGGAGACCUUAAGGUUUUGACGAAAGGGCUGGCACUUAAGCAAUCUGGAUUCCACCAGAUUAAUUCCAUGGGUAUCUUUGGGUCUCAGUUUCCCCAUCCCUUGAGGGUGCUGAGUCAGGUAGUGUGAGAUCCUCACCACCUCCGACAUCUUUGAUGUGAUGCAGCCCCCAAACCAGGCUCUGUUGGGGAUGAGAGAAUGCAGACGCAAGAGGCAGAAUUCAUAUGGAAGCUUCCCAAGGCUGGGGGCUGAGCACCACCCACUUUCUCUUUCCCCAGCCCUAUUUCUGGGCUCCCCAGCGGGGCGAGGGGUGGUGGAGGCGGUGCCAGUGCUGGGCUGAGCCUGCAGUUUUCGUGAGCUCUGGGCUUGUCUCCAUGGCAACAGGGGGUGCCUUCCUAGUGAGUUCAUUCUGCCCAGAACUUGGGGGCAGGCAUGGGGGUGUCAUAAGUGAGCUCAGCUUCUACGGAUCAGGCCUCUCCCAGGACAAAGCGAAGCCCCUACCCUGGACCCCCACUCCCUUCCACCUCCCCACCCCCCCAGGGCUAGCAGUGGAAGAGCCCAGCCUCCAUCCUGCAGCUCCUGCGGCCAGCCUGGCCGCGCUCUUCCCCCAACUUUGUUUUCCCUCCUGUUCUCAAUACACUCAGCCUCAAAUCUGU
Molecule: messenger RNA, 4844 nt
Organism: Suricata suricatta (meerkat)
Lineage: Eukaryota; Metazoa; Chordata; Mammalia; Carnivora; Herpestidae
Gene: SYNPO
Product: synaptopodin
Exons: 2
Coding region: 16-2823 (935 amino acids)
Biological process (GO): spine apparatus assembly; modification of dendritic spine; positive regulation of actin filament bundle assembly
Cellular component (GO): nucleus; actin cytoskeleton; Z disc
Molecular function (GO): actin binding
Source: RefSeq, a predicted model, not a curated record